Messenger RNA from Erinaceus europaeus (western European hedgehog), 2609 nucleotides. RefSeq names its product cache domain containing 1 (gene CACHD1). The transcript has 8 exons. Bases 1373 to 2593 code for a protein of 406 amino acids. Gene Ontology annotation, molecular function: voltage-gated calcium channel activity. Gene Ontology annotation, cellular component: voltage-gated calcium channel complex. NCBI's taxonomy places the organism in Eukaryota, Metazoa, Chordata, Mammalia, Eulipotyphla, Erinaceidae. The record is from RefSeq and is a predicted model, not a curated record.
AGAGCCUUGAAGUCAGACUUGUGCUAACAUUCCGGAUCUGGCUCUUAUCCCCUAGGUGACCUUCGGCAAUUUAUUCCAUCUCUCUAAGCCUCAGUUUUUGUUACCUAAAAAUUGGGGAUAAAGAUAUCUACCUAGGAGGGGUUUGGUGGAGAUUAAAGGAUAAUGUAUACAAACCCCAGAGCCCAAUGUCGGGCACACAGUAGCUAGUUAAAGAAAGAAAAAAAAAAAAGAAAUUAAAAAAAAAGAAAGAAAGAAAAAGAAAGAAGACAGGAAUCUGUUGAUCGCACGAGGACUGCCUAUUGUUAAUAGCUACAGCUCAGGAAAAGCAGUCCCUCCUCCCCAAAUCUCCGCAGGCAGCAAGCCAGGGCCUUAGAAACUUAAAGGGACUUUGGUUGGGCGGAACCUUGAUCCGGUUGGGACCUCCGGAGCUUCUGGACUUGGCAGAGGCUGUGACGACGGGUAUGGGUCGCUGUCCCUGGGAACAAGAAGAUCCCGGGGACCUCACCCUUCGGCAGGCCAAGCUGGGACGGGAGAGGAGACCCUGCUCUCCAGCCCGGGAGGUGUGGGGAGGGCGGAGGGGUGGAGAGGGGGAGGAGGGGGGUGGGUUGCUUCAGAGGCGGGAGUGAGGGAGGGAGAGAGGAGGGGCGACCGGGGCGGGGGGAAUUUCCCCAUUUCCCCGCCUCUCGGGCUUGCUCCCUGCACAAACCACCGCAGUAGCGGCAGCGGCCGAGCCGGGAAGUGCACGGAGCCGAAACCCGGCGUGGUGGCACCAGACACCUCCCUUUCCCCACCCCCCCGACUGCUUGCUGGCUUGCUUGCUUUCGUCUCUCUCUCUCUCUCUCCUCUUUUUUGCUUUUUUAAACCUCUCCCUCCGUUCUCGGGUGCCUGCCCCCAGCAUUUGAGCCCCGGCGGCCGCUCCUCCAGCCGUGCAGCCGCCCGCCCGCCUUGCCCUGGCCGCCUGCGCCUGCACGACUCCGGGAAGUGAAAGCUCGGCGACCGCGGGGCUCCGGCUGCCUGUCAGUCCCGCCGCCCCGCGAGCCGCGCGCCCCGAUCGCCUGCCGGGUGCGGGGUGCGGGGUGCCGGGUGCCGGGUGCCGGGUGCGGGGUAUCGGGUCCGCUCGGGCGGCCGCCUGCUCUCCCUCCCGCCGCCCGAGCCCCGCGAUGGUGGCCGCCUUCGCGCCGGCGUUGUAGCCGGGCGCCCCCUAAGUUUGGGAGCCGCUGCCUUUGCCGCCGCUGCCUUUGCCGCCGAGAAGCUCUUUGCAGAAGAAGGUAGAAAGUUUUGCAGAGCUGCGCCGGGCGGGCCCUGGGCGCACCUCGGUGCCCGGAUCCCCGUGCCUGGAGCCCGCCGGAGGGCAGCGAGGGAGAAAGGCAGCAUGGCCCGCGAGCCGGAGGGGAAGGACGCGGCGGGGGUGGCCCCCAUCGCCGGCCGCCGCUGCCGGGGCUCCCCCACCCGGGCCGGGGCCCUGACUGGGUGUCGGGGGCCGCCUCUUCUGCUGCUCUGCCUGGCCGUCUGCUGGCUCGUGGGCGCCGGGGCUCACGCAGACUUCUCCAUACUGGACGAGGCACAAGUGCUUGCGAGUCAGAUGCGGAGGCUGGCUGCCGAGGAGCUUGGGGUGGUCACCAUGCAGCGGAUAUUCAAUUCCUUUGUUUACACGGAGAAAAUCUCAAAUGGUGAGAGUGAAGUCCAGCAGCUAGCCAAAAAGAUCCGGGAGAAGUUUAACCGUUACUUGGAUGUGGUCAACCGGAACAAGCAAGUUGUGGAAGCUUCCUAUACAGCACACCUGACCUCUCCCCUCACGGCAAUUCAAGACUGCUGUACUAUCCCACCGUCUAUGAUGGAAUUUGAUGGGAACUUCAACACCAAUGUAUCUAGAACGAUUAGUUGUGAUCGUCUUUCUACAACUGUUAAUAGCCGAGCCUUCAACCCAGGACGAGACUUAAAUUCAGUUCUUGCAGACAACCUGAAAUCCAACCCUGGAAUUAAGUGGCAGUAUUUCAGUUCGGAAGAAGGAGUUUUCACUGUUUUCCCAGCACACAAAUUCCGAUGUAAAGGCAGCUAUGAGCAUCGCAGUAGACCUAUCUACGUCUCCACAGUCCGACCACAGUCAAAACACAUAGUAGUGAUCCUCGACCAUGGGGCUGCUGUCACUGACACCCAACUUCAGAUUGCCAAGGACGCCGCCCAGGUCAUCCUCAGUGCCAUCGACGAGCAUGACAAGAUCUCCAUGUUGACUGUAGCAGAUACUGUGAGGACCUGUUCCCUAGACCAAUGCUAUAAAACAUUCCUCUCUCCGGCCACCAGUGAGACAAAGAGGAAAAUGUCCACUUUCGUUAGCAGUGUCAAGUCUCUGGACAGCCCUACCCAGCAUGCACUGGGCUUUCAAAAGGCAUUUCAGCUGAUCCGAAGCACAAGCAACAACACAAAGUUCCAUGCAAAUACAGACAUGGUCAUAAUUUACCUCUCCGCUGGCAUCACAUCAAAGGACUCGUCCGAAGAAGAUAAAAAGGCAACACUUCGUGUCAUCAAUGAAGAAAAUAGCCUUCUAAACAACUCUGUAAUGAUUCUCACCUACGCCCUCAUGAAUGGUAGGUAGUGUUUCAGAGAUUUUU